Molecule: messenger RNA, 507 nt
Organism: Prunus armeniaca (apricot)
Lineage: Eukaryota; Viridiplantae; Streptophyta; Magnoliopsida; Rosales; Rosaceae
Source: the annotation of a GenBank genome assembly
AUGCUUCUGCCACUUCCUAUUCCUAUCUACUUACUUCCCCCACUUCCCCUCACGUGCUCAACGUUUCUCCAACCUACAGCUGAACAUCUGCGUCUCCGCCUCCGAAAUUCGCCUGCCCUUCACUGCUUCAUGAUCGAAAAUCACGCGCGUGAUGCUCACACAGUGCAUCCGCAGAAGACGAAGAAGAAGAAGAGCAUCGAGACCAAGGCCACGGACUCGAACGCUGUCACCAGCGGCCAAACGACGUCGUCCACGAUCGACAGGCUCAGCUCCGGCCACCACCUCAGCAGGCUCCGCGGGGCCCACCCCAUCGGCGAUCUGAAUGCUGACGCGGACCGCCACCAGGACAUUCUCUCUUGCUCUCUGGACUGCAGUCUUCACUUCAGUGACCCGGCGCUUGCUUUCUCUCUAGUUUCGACCGGGUUUGUAUUUGUAAGGAGGAGAGGGAGAGAGGGAGAGAGGGAGCGGGGUUUUUAUACAUGGAUGAGGGCGAUGGCAAAAUGGUAA